GUCACCAUAGCAACGACUGACAACAUCCCGUCUGGUCAUAAUAACCUCCUCCCGCUGAUGUGAUCGAUCACAUGUGAUUAUUACAGUGUUAUCACUGCUGUUAUAAUCAAACAUGAGUGAGCUCCACUGUGAAGAAGAAGAAGACGUGCUGUGUCUGAGCAGAAGAGCCCUGAGGAGCAUCCCAGCAUCUGUGUUACACACCACACAUCUGAAGAGUUUGUAUCUGGAGGGGAAUGAGAUCAGCAGUCUCCCUGAGCGUUUCUUCAGCAGGAUGUCGUCUCUGGUCUGGUUGGAUGUGAGGAACAAUCGACUCUCAGGUUUACCAGCCGCCAUCGGACAACACCGGUGCUUGAAGACGUUACUGCUGGAGGGGAACCCGAUCUCAGCGCUUCCUCCAGAGCUGGGUCACGUGAUCACGCUGAAGGCCUUGAGUCUGAGGAAGUGUCCGCUCGUGUUUCCUCCUCAAGACGUCUUGGACCGCGGCCUGCCCUCCAUUCUCCAUUACCUGCGCUCCUCCGCACUGACUGACGUGUCUCCUCCAGAGUCUGCUGCUGUGGAGAAGCUGUGUCUGUCUGAACUGGAGCAGUGUGAGGAGGACGAGACGGAGAUAUUACGCUUUGAGGAGCUCCGGCGCAGGAUGAUCCAGGUGGAGCGGGCUGAAUUAGGGUCGGCCGGCGACGGAGGAACCGGAACACCCAGAGCUGAUCUCAUCAGCAGCUGCUUUAUCAGAUUAAACAUUGUGUCUGCUCUUGAUGAUGUUCAGAGGAGCCCAGCAGUCUAGUGAGAGUUCAGACGCUUACUAAUAAAGGUUCCACUAAGUC
This is a messenger RNA of Carassius auratus (goldfish), 821 nucleotides long. Its product is annotated as leucine-rich repeat-containing protein 27. NCBI's taxonomy places the organism in Eukaryota, Metazoa, Chordata, Actinopteri, Cypriniformes, Cyprinidae. Bases 113 to 781 code for a protein of 222 amino acids. The transcript has 5 exons. Gene Ontology annotation, molecular function: protein binding. Gene Ontology annotation, cellular component: cytoplasm. The record is from RefSeq and is a predicted model, not a curated record.